AUGGCUUUAAACGAGCAAACUGACGUCAAGAUUGACGACCAUCCACACGUAGUGGAAGGCUCGGAAGAAUCUGAGAUACAGAAGAUGUUUUCUGGCUCGACGGUAUUCUUGACUGGGGGUACAGGAUUUCUAGGAAAACUUUUGGUUGAAAAACUUUUAAGAUCGUGUCCUGAUAUAAAAAAGCUAUAUCUAUUAACUAGGCCAAAGAAAAAUAAAGAUAUAAAGAAGAGAUUGCAAGAGCAGUUUGAUGAUGUGGUCAAAUUUAUUUUCCACGGCGCCGCAACUGUUCGCUUCGAUGAAGUAUUAAAGAAAGCUGUGGAGAUCAACGUGCGCGGGACGAGAGAGAUACUAAAGCUAGCACGUGCAUGUACCAAACUACGUGCAUUUGUCUAUAUUUCAACCGCUUACAGUAACUGCCACUUAAAUGAGAUCGACGAAAAGUUCUACGGCAGCAACCUCUCCGAAGACAUGCUCAUUAACCUUGUUGAGAACAUGGACGAGAAUACUUUGAAAAACAUUACGCCGGGAUUACUAGACAACCUCCCCAACACAUACACUUACAGCAAGUUGACAGCAGAGGACUUCGUUCAGAAACAUUCUCAAGGCCUUCCGGUAUUAGUAACAGGAGGCUUGGGCCUCCUACACUCCUUGCAUUGCAACCCACAAGCUAUAGCGGAUAUGGUUCCAGGGGACUACGUAAUAAAUGGAAUUAUAGCAGCGGCCUGGAAAACCGCCAAAGACUAUCUUGGAAAUUAUGAACACUCUCCAGUUGAUAAUUUCCCUAUUGUAUACAAUUAUGUAUCUUCGGAGCAAACCCCUAUUACUUGGGAUUCUGAAAUUAUGUACCAUAAAAUAAUAAGGAAAAUCUGCGAAAAAUACAGCAAAAAGUACACUAAAGAUCUACAAGCGCGAAUGUAUGGAGGAACAGAUCGUGAUAUAUGUAUAGCAGUCGUCGAGGAACUCAAAAUGCCGAUAUCUGCUGAUGAAUUUGAAAGGCAGUUAAAUGAUUUGGCUCAAAAAAUGUUGCCAAGUGCUCCGCUGCAAAGAGGGGCUGAACGUCUGUUAACACAUCUUCAUGAUUACAAAAUACCGAUGGCGCUAGCGACUAAUUCAACAGAGCAAGCCGUCAGACUACACGCCACGGCCAGACCUAAGUUAUUUGGCCUGUUUCAUCAUAAAGUGAGUGUAAACGAUCCAGAGGUCUUUAGAGGGAAACCAAACCCGGAUAUCUACCUCGUUGCUGCUUCGAGAUUCCCGGAAAAACCAAAGCCGAGACAAGUAAUAGUAGUAUUUUCUUGUCUUGUAUUUGAAGAUUCCGCUGUAGGUGUAAUUGCCGCCAAAGAAGCUGGCAUGCAGGUAGUAAUGAUCCCAGAUUCUCGCCUCGAUCGCGAGCAAACCCGUCAAGCUACACUAGUGAUACGAUCGCUUAUGAAUUUCCAACCAGAACUCUUUGGGCUGCCACCAUUUGAUGAUAUCCCAAAAAGAAAAAGUAGCAUUGAGUCAAACCCAGAU
Molecule: messenger RNA, 1512 nt
Organism: Brenthis ino (lesser marbled fritillary)
Lineage: Eukaryota; Metazoa; Arthropoda; Insecta; Lepidoptera; Nymphalidae
Source: the annotation of a GenBank genome assembly